Lucilia sericata (common green bottle fly) is the source of this 576-nucleotide messenger RNA. Its product is annotated as peritrophin-48-like. The record is from RefSeq and is a predicted model, not a curated record. Bases 1 to 576 code for a protein of 191 amino acids. NCBI's taxonomy places the organism in Eukaryota, Metazoa, Arthropoda, Insecta, Diptera, Calliphoridae. Gene Ontology annotation, cellular component: extracellular region. The transcript has a single exon. Gene Ontology annotation, molecular function: chitin binding.
AUGGCACAGUUAGGUCAGACAGGUUUCUGUCCCGUGGGACAAAUGUUCAAUCAAACGGAACAAAGAUGUAUUUACGAUAAUGGUAAAUGCGACAAAACCUUCGAUAUAUGUAAAGUGGCUAAAACAUCGGUAAGUAUUUGGGAUGAAAAUAAUUGUCACAAAUACUACGAAUGCGAUAAAAAUGAGGCUCUUCAAGAAAAAAACUGCACAUUGGGAAAUUAUUACGAUGCACGUUCAGGUGACUGUAUUGAAAAAGCAAAGGUCAAUUGCUAUAAACAUCCGAUACCCGACUAUGCCUGUGGAAAUCCAAAAUUGGCCAUACUUAAUGCUUUCGUAAAGGACCAAGCCACUUGUCGUGGCUUUUUCUAUUGCAAGAGCAAGCCCAAGAAAACAGAAAAAGAUGGGUCUUGGAAUUAUGAUCCUGAUGAAAAACCGACUUGGGGUCAAUGUCAAAAGAAUUUUUUUUUCGAUGAAGAAACACAAUACUGUCGUGAUCAAAAUUAUGUUAAAUGUGAUGAAGAUCGUUGUGAUGGUCAUAUGAGUGGCAAAGUAUUGAGCGAAAAAACCUGGUUGUAA